UAAUUUGUAUUAUAUUAUUGUAAGCAAGGUGGAUUGAUCCACAUUCCACCUUGAAUACUCUCACCUUUAUCGAAUUAUUAAACAUAAGUAAAAUUAUUAAUGAUAAUAGGUAGGUAUAUAUUUUAAAUUUUAAAAUGAUAGGGUUCUUCUGCGUUGAGUGUAUUAAGAUUUUAAAAUAUUAUUUUGUUCGAAGUAAAAAAUGUGGAUGUCGGAUCUGUUAAACUAAUAACAAUAAUAAAAAAUAAAAAAGAUCUAAAAAGUAUCAUUGUGUUGUAACAAAUGUCAAUCAUGAAAACAUUCCAGAUUCUCAAUGUGAAAAACGAUUAUGUAAUACAGAGUUGUUUGGCAAUAUCUUUAAUUACUGUUACAACUUGGAUAACAAAUAUUCUAAGAAAAAAAAUAAAAAUAAGACAGAAUGAAAAUGCUCAACAGUGUGUCAAUAAUAAAAUAAUGACAAUUCCAUUGAUUGUCAUAACAGGCUGUGACACAGGUCUUGGAUAUUCAAUUGUUAUGAGAUAUUUAAAGGGCGAACAUUUUAAUAAAAAUCAAAAUGACAGUAAAAUGUAUAAUUUUUUCAAUAAUAAAACACUAAUAAUCCCAAACAAGAUUGGGAUAGUUGCAUUUUGUUUGAACCCUAAUAGCCCAGGUGCUAAAUGCUUACUUCAACUAUCACUUAAAAAUACUAAUAUUCAGUUGUUCGUUAGACAAUUAGAUUUAACUGAUGCUGAUUCUAUUAUGACUGGUGUAAAUUUUGUUACUAAUCUACUUCAAACAAAUGUUGAUAUAAGUAGCUCACACAAUGAAGCCAUUUUUUUUAAAUAUGAACUACAUGCAUUGGUGAACAACGCAGCACGAAUGGUAAUGGCAGAAUAUGAAUGGCAAACUUCAAAAAUGAUAAAACAGCAAUUUGAAGUUAAUAUCUUAGGUCCAAUCAUGUUAACUGCAUUUUUAUUGCCAACAUUUCGCAAAUAUAAAAGUCGUGUGAUAAAUGUAAUUAGUCAUUGUGCAUAUCUCCCACUUCCUGGAGUAUCUAUUUAUGGUGCUACAAAAGCUGCCAUACGUGCAUGGACAAUUGGAACAAGGGUAGAACUUGAUAAUCAURGCAUAAAAAUGAUCACAUUUUCACCAGGAUCAUUUUAUCUUCAUUCUUCCAUUAUGAAUGGCGAACAAAGAAUGAUUGAUUAUGAAGAUAUGUGCAAUAAUAUGAAUAAAGAGCAAUUAGCUUAUUACGGUGCUUUUAUGGAUUCCUAUCAAAAUUACUUGAGUAAAAUUGAUGCAUAUAUUAAUCCUCCAGAGAUAACCAUUCCAAGCACUAAUAAAAUAUACUGCCAAAUGGAUAAUGCACUAUGGGCAGUCYAUCCCAAAGCUGAGUAUAAUGUACCUGAACCUUGGCGAUAUAGAAUCUAUUUUGCAUUAGCUUGGACUCUAUCAUCUUUAGGCUUACAUUAUUUUAAAGAUAAGGUUGUACGUAAAUUUGUGGCUACACCACAGUUUCAUAAUAAUAUCACAAGUUCAGUUGAAAAUAUCUAAUUAAUCUAAUUAACAAGGUUGAAAUUUAUGUAACUAAUGUAAAACAUUUCAGAAUAAUAUAAUGAGUUCAA
Messenger RNA from Diuraphis noxia (Russian wheat aphid), 1601 nucleotides. Its product is annotated as SDR family oxidoreductase shroud. The record is from RefSeq and is a predicted model, not a curated record. Lineage: Eukaryota; Metazoa; Arthropoda; Insecta; Hemiptera; Aphididae. Gene Ontology annotation, cellular component: intracellular membrane-bounded organelle. Gene Ontology annotation, biological process: steroid metabolic process. Gene Ontology annotation, molecular function: oxidoreductase activity.